GAUAUAUAAAUCUUUCAGUUUCGCUUUACGCUGCCAGUCUACAGUGCCAGUUCACCACGUCAUGGGUUUGCGUAGUGUCUAUGUCCCCUUAACGCCCAUCUUUGACUCGGACAACGACUCGACGUCUCUAGACGGCGAUCAUGACAUGGCCGGUGGCUACGAGUCCCCUUUAACGGACCUGGAAGAGUCAGAAGACAGUGCCGGUAGUAGCGGGUAUAGCAGCCUGGAGGAGACAUUCAGUGAAUCAAGCGGUAGUGAAUAUGGCGGAAAGACACAUCAUAAAAAACAACCCGCAAAAAAGCGCGCUAGGGUAGCUAACUUGAAAGCACUCAACACCGGUGUGGUACUAGCAACAAAUGGCUCUGGCAGAAAGAAGAAAACCCUUAGUCUCAUCGUCACUAUGCCGAUUGACAUUCUUUUCGAGAUUUUUGGCCUUUUGGAACCGACAGACCUUUUGCAUCUGUCACGCACGACCAAAGCUUUCCGGAAGGUUCUCUUAUCUAAUAAUGCAGUCUCAGUCUGGAAAGCUGCCCGCGUCAAGCGUGGCGGUGUUCCCAACUGCAUGCCUGGCAUGUCUGAGGUCGAAUGGGCCAACCUGUUAUUUGGUGGUUCUCAGUGUUAUGUGUGUGGCACCAAGGGAAUUAUGAGGGUAGACUUCGGUAUCAGACGCAGAGCAUGUACCUCGUGCCUCAAGAAAAACCUGGUCUAUAAGCCCAACUUUUCAUCAACAUUUCCGAGCCUCGAUCCGAUCAUCAUGGAUUUAACACCGUUCACUAACAUCGGUGGAUGGGCUCAUGGUCAUGCCAGUGGCAGCAAGUUUUUUUGGUCGGACGACAUACUGAAAGUAGCAGCUCAGUUGGGGAUGUAUCAGAAGGAUGUGCACAUGUUCAAGCCAGGUGCCAAGAAAAGGCUGGAAGACUUCAAGCAAUCUCGCAAGAGAUAUGUUCAUUCUGUUUUCAAUCAUGUUACGGUCUGCGAUGCUUGGGUCAAUAGGGACCGCGAACAUCGUCAAUUGACGGUCACUGAGCUUCGCAAGCAAAAUAAAGAGUUGAUUAAAACUAGAUUAACUCGCCUGGGCCACGAUACCAACGAUGUGGCGCGCAUGUUACAUAAUCGUGAUUAUGCCAUCGAUAAGGAACUUACCGAUGCACGGUGGAAACGUUUACUCCCAAGAAUCGAGCGCAAUCUUUCUGAAUUGAAGGAACAGUGGCAUAUGUUUGACAACUACGUGCGGCAGUUGCAAAGGGGACCCGCACCCCCUUUUGAAUUCUUUUUGGAGCGCUGUGAUGUCGGGGACUUUAUCAACGGUCCGCCUGCUAUGAAACCAGAAAGCGAUAUCAGUGCUUGUCAUGCUUUUGCCGACAAAUUCCCCGAAUUUUGCACUGGGUAUGUCCAUCAAACGAAGCUGGCACUGAUCCAAAGUCUUGGCUCUUUUUCCGGUAUAUCGCAAGAUACCCUGGCGCUACAAAAUCAGGGUAUCAACACCCCCGAAGAAAUCAUACUGCAAUUAGCCACUUCCAUUUUCCAAUGCGCUGCCUCACGCUCUCUGCCUCUGAUCACAUGGGAUAAAGUUCAGUAUCAUAAAUGCCACACAUAUCGCGCAUGGUCGACGAUGAAAGUAGCUUGCACAUUUUCGAUCUCUCAAUCUGGUAUUCUUGCCGCUCGCUCUUUGUUACGUUUAGUUGGCCUUGAUGUCAAAACUACGGCUGCAACUACCAUGGAUCAACUCCAGCAUCUCUUUUUUUGCUCCAACUGUCCACCCAAGCAAGAAAACGGGGGAUCUUACCGGAUGGCGAUGGACUGGCGUCGGAGUGUCAUCCAUUGCGUCGAGCAAUCGCACAGAGAACCUCGCUGGGAGCUCUUGAGUGCUGCGCAACUUCAAGUGAUCCGAGGCUCACGUGCUCCCGAAUAUCCUAAAGCUACUGAUCCAGUGUGGUACUGUAACCAGUGCGAUAGGCAUAACGGAAAACCAGUUAACAAGGCUACUGUCAUUGAUCAUAUACGAUGGCAUGGAACCACCGUUCCGAAACAAGGAGUCGACUUUAGUUAUGACAUGGCCCCUGUCGAGCCGCCACCAGGAAUGAAGUUCUUCAUUUCCCCUCAGCUGCCCCGGCCCUCGACUAAAUUCCGACUCCCGACUAAACCCCAACCCCCGAAUAAUGAUUAUCGCUGCAUACACUGCAAUCGCUCACAACGGUGUUUCAUAUUGGACGGUGUCAAGCAGCACAUCAAACACAAGCACAAAGUCGGCUCCCCAGUUGAAGGGACAGACUUCUGUAAAAUAGUAAUGGUCGCUCCGUAACCUCCUUCAUCUUUCGCCCCAUAAGCCCGUUAAUACAUCUCUCCAGCGGUCACGUACGCCGACUGAUAUUUGCCUCGCCAGCCCUAAUGUCUAUGUACUUACCCCUGACUUUUUGUCUACUGUCAAAUGAAUGAGACUCAUUGAAUGCUAAA
This is a messenger RNA of Suillus discolor, 2454 nucleotides long. RefSeq lists its product as uncharacterized. NCBI's taxonomy places the organism in Eukaryota, Fungi, Basidiomycota, Agaricomycetes, Boletales, Suillaceae. The record is from RefSeq and is a predicted model, not a curated record. The coding region runs from base 62 to 2302 and encodes 746 amino acids. The transcript has 14 exons. Gene Ontology annotation, molecular function: protein binding.